This is a messenger RNA of Boeremia exigua, 1197 nucleotides long. Its product is annotated as putative cellulase. The coding region runs from base 1 to 1197 and encodes 398 amino acids. Gene Ontology annotation, molecular function: glucan exo-1,3-beta-glucosidase activity. The record is from RefSeq and is a predicted model, not a curated record. NCBI's taxonomy places the organism in Eukaryota, Fungi, Ascomycota, Dothideomycetes, Pleosporales, Didymellaceae. Gene Ontology annotation, biological process: glucan catabolic process. The transcript is spliced from 2 exons. Gene Ontology annotation, cellular component: extracellular region; cell surface.
AUGCAGCUCACUCUCAAACGUCGGGAUAUGGAGCUUCCUCUCAGUCUUGGAGACUUCGGGAUCGCUCUCUCUUCAUCAAUCGAAAAGCGCCAAACCGACUAUGUAAAUUGGAAGACCUUCAAAGCCACUGGAAUCAAUCUUGGCGGAUGGCUUGCCCAAGAAGCAGUCAUUGACCCUGCAUUCUGGGCCGCGAACUGCGGCGACACAACUGACGAAUGGACUUGUUGUGCCCGACUUGGGUCUCAGUGUGGACCCGUUCUUGAGCGUCGCUAUGCAACUUUUAUUCAGCCAGCAGACAUCGACAGUCUGGCUGCCAAUGGAAUCACGCUUCUGAGGAUACCUACCACGUAUGCAGCGUGGGUCAAGGUCCCUGGAAGCCAGUUCUAUUCGGGCAACCAGCUUUCUUUCUUGAAAUCCAUUUCGACAUACGCUAUCACCAAACACAAGAUGCAUGUUAUUGUUGACAUUCAUUCUCUCCCAGGAGGCGUGAAUGGCAUGGGAUUUGGGGAAGGGGAAGGCCGGUUUGGAUGGUUCAAUAAUCAAACCAAUCUGGACUAUUCCCUCAAAGCAGUGGACGCAGCGAUUGCGUUUAUCCAAAACUCUGGAAGCCCUCAGUCUUACACUCUGGAGCCCAUCAAUGAGCCAGUCGACAACCCUGAUUUCUCAACCUUUGGCACACCGGCAGCUCUGACUGAGAGUGGGGCAGCAUGGACCCUGAAAUAUAUCAAUGGAGUUCUCGCCAAAGUCCAAGCUGUCCAAGCUAAGAUACCGGUUAUGUUCCAGGGUAGUUUCAAGGGCGAAGCAUACUGGUCGCCUAAGUUCCCCGCUAGUACGAACCUAGUCUUUGAUGUCCACAACUACUACUUUGCUGGACGUCCAGCUGACUCCAACACUGUCACUAAAGACAUCUGCUCUGACGCAAAAGCUUCCGCUGGAGACGGUAAGUUCCCUGUGUUUGUUGGGGAAUGGUCCAUCCAGACUGCAGCAAACAACCUAUUUGUCAAUCGUGCAAGGAAUCUCAACACAGGACUAUAUGCUUUUGGAAAAUUUACGCAGGGUAGUGCCUAUUGGACGGCAAAGUUCUUUGGUAAUGUCGCGGUAGAUGGACAGGGCGUCCAGGGAGACUACUGGGAUUAUGCUACCUUUAUUAAGCUUGGGAUAAUCAACCCUGCCGCAGGACAACAAUACUGCAACUAA